This is a messenger RNA of Vigna unguiculata (cowpea), 1479 nucleotides long. RefSeq names its product cysteine-rich receptor-like protein kinase 44. Gene Ontology annotation, molecular function: ATP binding; protein kinase activity. Gene Ontology annotation, biological process: protein phosphorylation. Lineage: Eukaryota; Viridiplantae; Streptophyta; Magnoliopsida; Fabales; Fabaceae. The record is from RefSeq and is a predicted model, not a curated record.
GUGAGGUUGAAAUUGAACCACAGAAAGCUUCCUUUCUUUCUCCAAGAAUGUCUCCCAGAAUACUCCAAGAAGCUUCACCUUCUACCAAGCCAGAGCACAAAUCUGGAGGAACAUUGUUUUACUUCCUAGGAGGAAUUGUUGUGCUAGCCAUAGUGUUGAUUUUUUUUUACGUACUUGUACUUCGGAAGCGUAUCAAACGGUCACCACAGGGUAUGACAGAACAGAAAGAGAUUCGAAAACACAUAGAAUCAGCAGAUAUGAUGAAGAUGAUAUUUUCAUCUAAUCAACAGUCAGGGUCCAAGGAGUUCUUUAGUGGGAACCUUAGGACAAUUAACUGCUUUGACUACCAGACAUUGAAGAAUGCAACCAUGAAUUUCCAUGCAGAUAAUUUUCUUGGAAGUGGUGGAUUUGGACCUGUUUACAAGGGAAAGUUGGCAGAUGGAAGAGUGAUUGCAGUUAAGAAAUUGUCUCUCAACAAGUCUCAACAGGGAGAAAAAGAAUUUCUGGUAGAGGUGAGAACAAUCACUAGUAUCCAACACAAAAAUCUGGUUCGUCUUCUUGGAUACUGCAUAGAUGGACCGCAAAGGAUACUUGUCUAUGAAUACAUGAAAAACAGAAGUUUGGACCUCUUUAUUCAUGAAAACAGUGAUCAAUUUCUGAAUUGGAGAACUAGAUUCCAAAUUAUUCUGGGAGUAGCCAGAGGACUACAAUACCUUCACGAGGAUUCACACCAAAGAAUUGUUCACCGAGACAUCAAAGCAAGCAACAUUCUUCUUGAUGACAAGUUUCAGCCAAAGAUUGGGGACUUUGGGCUAGCAAGAUUUUUCCCGGAAGACCAAGCUUAUCUUAGCACACAGUUCGCUGGAACACUAGGUUACACUGCUCCUGAAUAUGCCAUUAGAGGGGAAUUAUCAGAAAAAGCAGAUAUCUAUAGUUUUGGAGUUCUCUUGCUUGAGAUAAUCUGUUGCAGGAAAAACACAGACCACACUUUGGCAUCAGAAAUGCAGUACCUCCCUGAAUAUGCAUGGAAACUGUACGAGAAUGAAAGGAUAUUAGACAUUGUAGAUCCGAAGCUGCGAGAACAUGGAUUGGUAGAAAAGGAUGUUAUGCAAGCAAUACACGUGGCUUUCUUAUGUCUGCAGCCUGAUGCACAUUUGAGGCCUCCCAUGUCAGAGAUUGUGGCAUUGUUGACAUUCAAAAUUGAAAUGGUGACAACACCAAUGAGGCCAGCAUUUCUGGAUCGAGGAGCAAGAAAUGAUGAUGAUGAUGAGAAAGAACACAAGGGUUUAACAUCUCCCAUAUAACAUCACUGAAAUCUGUGUUCCCUACCCAUAUAUAAGGCUAUAGCCACAAAUCUAAACAAAAAAUUAUUGGAUUUGUUGGAUAAUUAGGGCCAUGAGAUCUUAAAGAAGGAGAGGAGAGAAGAGUUUAAAGAAAACUUCAUAGUGUAGAUUUCAUUUCCUUAAGUUUCUAUAGAUA